ACUUCAGUUCAGAUUAUCAUGGGUUUUUCAUCGCUGGUGCAAGCCUUGAUGCCAAUCACCGCCUUUUUUGGUGGGAAGUGUGGUAAAUUUCAGAAGAAAGUGAAAGGCAGUAACCGCUUUUUGCUCGCCUACAAGUGCGUCUGCAAGGACGGCUACGUGCAGAGCGGUAACGAUGGAUGCGUUGCCAUUCAUAUUCCGCCGUACACCAAACCGAAACCGAAGAAGUCAACCACAAAAAUGAACACGGCCCGAACAACCACAAGCACCAGCACCACAAAAAGGGACAGCACCACAAAAAUCACCAGCACCACAAAAAGCAAGAGCACCACGAAGAGCCACAGCACCACAAAAAGCCACAGCACCACAAAAAGCAAGAGCACCACGAAGAGCCACAGCACCACAAAAAGCCACAGCACCACAAAAAGCCACAGCACCACAAAAAGCAAGAGCACCACGAAGAGCCACAGCACCACAAAAAGCAAGAGCACCACGAAGAGCCACAGCACCACAAAAAGCAACAGCACCACCACAGGGACCACCACCAAUAGUAGCACAUCUUGGUGGCCAUCCUGGCUAACGACAACCGAGCCGACGCUUAACAAAAACGACGACGUAAACCCAAGAACCAAGAAAUUCGAGAAUGAGAUCUGGAGCACUUCGGAAGGACCUUAUUAUUUGGAUUGGACCGAUUUCGCUAUUCCCGAGGCCACCACUGUAUCAUUGCCAAUCCAUAUGAUGAGCAUCGAUGCAGCCAGCCCCAAGACUACGCCACUUAGUUGGCAAUGGCAUAGUCUUGUGGCAGGAGAUCAAUAAUUAAGAGAGAGACUAUAGGACAUAUUUUAGACACAUUUCCGUACAUUUUCCGGUUAUUUAACCCAUCAUAAAGUCUGUAGAGUGUAUAAAGUGUUUACUCUGUCUGUUUGACCGACAGCACAGCUCCAGUUGAGGGACUUAAUUGAAAACCAAGCAAAUAAAACAUGUUACCUCACACGACUAAUCCCCAAAAAGUUGAGUGCGCAAUUAACAGACAGCUCUCCCGUUGCCGGACUCCCAGGAGCCUCAACCAUUUCUGGCGAAAAAUGUGAAAUAAAAUAAAUAUUGACAGCCGAGAGUCGGCUGUCGGUUGAUUUAUGUGGCAUGACUCAUGAGCGUGAAAGUGUAACUGGAACUGGAACUGGGACUGGAACUGAGUCUGAGACCGGUCUAGAUUUAUAUGGUAUAUGGUGCCGGUGCUGACCAAUCUGUCUGUCCCCCGACAAUUCCCAGACACGGGGGCAAACAGGCCAAAAGGAAAAUUGGAAACUUCAAGCACUUGGCCCAUUCAUGGAAUAUAAUAUGGGGAAGGCACCGCACCCGAGAGCACGCCGA
This is a messenger RNA of Drosophila miranda, 1368 nucleotides long. Its product is annotated as hyphal wall protein 2-like. The record is from RefSeq and is a predicted model, not a curated record. The transcript is spliced from 3 exons. Bases 19 to 813 code for a protein of 264 amino acids. NCBI's taxonomy places the organism in Eukaryota, Metazoa, Arthropoda, Insecta, Diptera, Drosophilidae.